UAACAAGCUUGUUGUGUGUUUCAGUCGGCGGCCGGUUGAGCCGAGAGUUGCAGUACGUGAAGGAGCAGGUCGGGGAGGGCGCAGGAUCAACGAGUCAGAUAUUAAUACAGACACCAAAGAGGCAAGGAGCCGACAUACUCACACAGGAGGCACUUCUGGUGCACUUAAAGGCAGCAAUGGUAGCUACUCAGGUAAAGGUGGACAUGUACGAUAUAACUUGGAAGUUGACGGAUAUAUGCUAUGCUCCUCCUGCGCCAGCUUUCGGAGAUUACGUGAUGGAUAAUAUAUUGGAGAAGCUGUUUCCGUGUGUGAUGGUCGGUCCACUCGACUGCUUCUGGGAGGGGUCGAAGCUCCUCGGGCCCUGGCAGCGCGUCGUCAUACC
Molecule: messenger RNA, 382 nt
Organism: Priapulus caudatus
Lineage: Eukaryota; Metazoa; Priapulida; Priapulimorpha; Priapulimorphida; Priapulidae
Product: protein patched homolog 1-like
Exons: 4
Biological process (GO): smoothened signaling pathway
Cellular component (GO): plasma membrane
Molecular function (GO): smoothened binding; hedgehog family protein binding; hedgehog receptor activity
Source: RefSeq, a predicted model, not a curated record